Molecule: messenger RNA, 494 nt
Organism: Sphaeroforma arctica JP610
Lineage: Eukaryota; Ichthyosporea; Ichthyophonida
Exons: 1
Source: RefSeq, a predicted model, not a curated record
AUGAGUGUAGACGAAGCGUUGCAAGUAAUGGAUCAGCAACAGCACGUGCGGAACGGAAAUGGCUCGGGCGUUAUUGACCAACCAGCACAAGAGGAGGAGGAGGCGACUGCUGCUGAGAAAACAGCAGAAGUAUUGCACAGGCCAGGAGAACGUACUAUGAGUCCCUUGACAGGAGUGGGGAGUGGAAAGGUACGAGAUGAGGCGGAUAAAGGGCCUGGGGUCAAAGCGGUACUAAAUUUGAAGGCGGAUGCGGGGGCUGAAAGUGAUGUGAAGUCUGUAGCCAAUCUCGAGGACGAUGAUGGGGCUGAAAGUGGUGCGGAUGCGGUUAACGGGAGAAAUGAGGACACUCAGAAUGAUGUAGAUACAGGAGAAACACGGGAGAAAAACGAAACCGAGCAGGAAUUUAAUGAGAAGUACAAUAAGAUGCUCAAGCAGUAUUCUACACGGCCCUUGUUCAACCCGUUCUUGAUGAGGUCACCACCAAGGAAUACCGG